Molecule: messenger RNA, 1245 nt
Organism: Adineta ricciae
Lineage: Eukaryota; Metazoa; Rotifera; Eurotatoria; Adinetida; Adinetidae
Source: the annotation of a GenBank genome assembly
AUGAGAUUAUUGGUUCGACCUGCGAAAAAAAGCGAUCAGCAUAAUCAUGUAUUCAAUCACCAUCGUGGCUUUAGUUGUAGCAUUUAUGAUGAAAACUCAUGCGAAUCGUACAACAUAAUGGGCUUGAAUCUUCAAUUUUCAUCUGGAUCUGCUGUUGAUUCAACCGAACCACAACGGCCAGCAUCAGAUGCGACUUCCAUUAUUACUCCAAUCAAUGGGUCCAUAUGCAAUUUACCGUAUCAGAUCAACGGUUGGGACAUGCACUUUUGUUUGAAACAAGAUGAUGCAGAUGUUUACACAUGUCCAACUGAUGUGUCAAAUGCUAGUAGAUGUACAGCAGGUAAAUAUGGAUAUGCCACGAUCAAUCACACGAAAACAUUUGACCAAACUUAUUCGACAAUUGUAAGAAACAAUACAGCAGUCGAGCAAUGUCUUACUUUCUACUAUUAUUUCACAAAUCAUCUGUUUAAUCCAAGCAUUGAAGUGCUCUGGCAAUCUUUAACACCCUAUAGUGAAGAUCAUAUUAGUAUUAUUAAAGUAGCAUCCCAACGAGAAAAUAAGUGCGGCAGCAAUUCUAAUGACUUCACAUUUGCAGUUGAUGAUAUAUCAAUCACGAGUGGCUUGUGUAGUACUGCAGAACCGAGUUUACAAAACUUCACCAUCGAUGUAACAGAUGAAUCUACCGACUAUAUUAGUUCAAGUGAAUCGUAUUCGACAAAUAUUAGUUCAAGCGAAUCGUAUUCGACAAAUAUUCCAACGGAUUCAGAUCAGUCGACAUUGUUGUCUCAAUCAUCGUCAUCUAUUUUGGUAAAUACAUCUCCUGAGGAUAUAGGCACUAGUUCAGAUUUUGAGCUAAUAUCCAACUUGUUAUCCACACGAGCAUCAACUGCAAAUCAACAAUAUUCUACAGAAGUCGUCUCGACAUCCAAAGUUUCUUCAAUCUUCACAACAAUUAAACGCGAAGAAACAUUCAGUUCAACUAUCCAACUUCUUACUAAUACUUCAACGGCAACUACCAGUAUUCGAACAACGACCCAGUCUUCAUCCAGUAUUUCAUCUGCUUUUAUGACGAGGUCUAACAUCAAUACUGCGUUGAUCAUUGGUCUAUGCGUGGGCUUGGUUUUACCCAUGACAGUACUCUCGACAAUAGGCUUAGUGUACUAUUUUAAAUUUUAUCGAUCAAUGUCAUACCGAGCACGUCGUCGAAUACAUACAAAUAGAACUAUAACUUUCAACGAUGACUGA